This is a messenger RNA of Rhizopus microsporus ATCC 52813, 2122 nucleotides long. Its product is annotated as HCP-like protein. The transcript has a single exon. The record is from RefSeq and is a predicted model, not a curated record. The coding region runs from base 43 to 1842 and encodes 599 amino acids. Gene Ontology annotation, molecular function: protein binding. Lineage: Eukaryota; Fungi; Mucoromycota; Mucoromycetes; Mucorales; Rhizopodaceae.
AAUGUCACCUUUUCUGUGCAUUUCUUUCGCCUAUCCAUUUUCAUGUCAUCUCCAGUAGAUACACCUUAUUGGACACCCAUACAGCGAUGUAUGCCUGCAUUAGAAGAAAAACAUACCAUCAUUAAAGACAAUCCUACUCAAAAAUCUAUUAAUGAAACAGGAAUAUGUUUGAAAGAGGAAAGUAAUGAAUCAAUAGGAAAAGAUAAGACAGCUGUGAACAGCUUAAAUAGUAGCAGUAGCGAUUCACUUGCAGAUCAUACAUCAUCAUCGCCUACUAAACCUGUGACGGUGUACGAAUUAAACCAGCAGGUUGAUACAACAAAACUAGAAACUCAAGUUAUCAUAAUGGAUCCGACCAUUGAAGACGAACAAAUGAUGGAUCCAAUAAAGCUUGGACCCAUACCCGAGCAAAAUAUAGAACAAGCCGCAGAGUUUGUCGUUGACUUUGAUAAAGCAAAUGGAAGAACACUCAGAGUAGAGCAUGCAUCAUCCGGGCCGAGUAUUACAGGCAGCAGCAGUAGUAGCAGUAUGAAUACCAGUAGCAGUAACAAUAGUAGCAAUAAAGACAGUUUAGAUCCCUACAAGGCAGCGGCGUCUGAUGUCGAACAAAAAUGGCCUGUGCCAAAGACUAUUGAAGAGAUGUAUACCUUAUACGAACAAGAAAAGGCAAAAGGUGACUCGCGUUCUCAGCUGGCACUGUGUUUACAUCUUUUGCAAUGUGCUUCCAAGGUGAAUCCAGAAAACAAUAUUGUUGUUCCUCAUGAUAUGAACAUUACUACCCCUAAUCCUGGUACAGCACGUCAUCAACUCCUAGAUAGUAUCAUGGCAACGUUAAGACAACAUUCUCAAAGCAAUCCUAACCUGGGCCAGCUCAUGGUGAAGGAGGCCAAGCAAAUUUUAAAGCAAUUAGCCACGUCUGGCCAAAGCGCAGGACAAGCAGGUGACGCCGAAGCGCAAUUCUUACUCGGAAGUUGUUAUGGCAUGGGCGCUCUCGGAUGGCCAAUGAAUCAUGAACAAGCGUUUGCCUGGUAUUUACAAGCAUCAAAGCAGCGACAUCCUGAAGCAACAUACCGUGUUGGUGUUUGCUACGAAUUAGGAUUAGGUACCGCAAGAGAUGGUGGACGUGCAGUUACAUUUUACAAGAAGGCUGCUCACUUAGUGCAUGUCCCCAGUAUGUACAAACUAGGCGUAAUCUAUAUGCGAGGCUAUUGCGGGCAACCUGUGAUUAAACGUGAUGCAAUCAUAUGGCUACAAAGAGCAGCAGCACAGAGCGAUACGAUGACAGUCGACAGCGAAAUGGCACUUCCAGAAGCACUCCAUGCGCUAGCCAUCAUACAUCUCAACAAGGAGUGCCAGGAUACAAGUAUAAUCCCUGAUACUCAGUAUGCUAUCAAGUUACUGCAUGAUGCAGCUAAUCUAGGCUAUGCACCCAGUCAAUUCAAAUUAGGCGAAUGUUAUGAAACAGGAUCACAUGUUGUCGAAGACGAAGCACAGUCUAUACAUUGGUACACACUUGCUGCAAAACAGAAUUAUGCAGAGGCCGCAUUAGCUUUAUCCGGAUGGUACUUGACAGGUUCGAUCAAGUCUAAAGCUCUACCGCAGUCUGACUCGGCAGCCUAUACAUGGGCAAGAAAGGCUGCUGUACUUGCUAAAAGAGCCCAGUUGAAACCAGUGGCUGCAGAUGCUUACUACAGUUUAGGUAUUUUUUAUGAGAAUGGCAUUGGUGUUAAGCAAUCUACCGAGAAAUCAUUGAAAUGGUUCCGAAGAGCGGCUCACUUGGGCCAUCCAGAAUGUUUAAAGAUGAUAAAGAAUAGUAAUGAAGAUGUCAAAGAAGGCAAUUAAUAGAAAAAUAAACGAUACACUUUUCCCUUCAAAGUCUAUUGCCCCCUUUUGAUGACCUUGUUCUUUCUGCCGUACAAUCCCUUUUCAACCGUAAAUUUCUUUGGUUAAAAGGGAAAUAUUCCUCCGAGGAGGAAAACAGAUUGUUGAUCUUCUCCGACUUAAACUUUGGAAUAAUUUGAGGAAUAUAUCUCGACAAUGAAAGUUGUGGGCUCUUUUCUUUAAAAGCUUGUCAUCAGUCUAGUUAUCAAUACCUAUUUCUUUGAUAAUUUUUUUGUUAUGC